Messenger RNA from Microtus oregoni (creeping vole), 5660 nucleotides. Its product is annotated as ATPase MORC2A. Bases 929 to 4180 code for a protein of 1083 amino acids. Gene Ontology annotation, molecular function: zinc ion binding. Gene Ontology annotation, cellular component: nucleus. The transcript is spliced from 27 exons. The record is from RefSeq and is a predicted model, not a curated record. NCBI's taxonomy places the organism in Eukaryota, Metazoa, Chordata, Mammalia, Rodentia, Cricetidae.
GCGUUGUGAUUGGCCGAGGGCGCGGCGGAGAGGCCUGGGAGGCCGGGACCGUCGGGAGUGAGCGAGGCGGCUCGCGCUGCGUGCCCUGACGGAGACAAAGCAGUGCCCGAGGUCGCCGUGGCGGCGGCGGCGGCGGCCGAGUCCUCAGCGCCGAGUCUCGUGACGCCAGCCCUGUCGUCAUCUGUUCGGGCGCGGCGUGGCGCGCGCGGGCGGCGGCGGAGGCAGCGGCAGCACAUGGUUCCAAGAGCGCGCCGCGGUGGUUGAGUUCCAAUUCCGCGGGGAGGGACAAAGGCAUCUGCGAGCUGCAGGCAACGCCCGACCGGACCCGGGGGGGUGGGGCGUGCUCGCCGCCGUCCUCCCCGUUCUCUGCUCUGGAUCCGGAACGAGUGACUUUCUCGGAGGUGGCCGCAGGACCCGGGCCGGGGCGGGCCUGAGGGACCCGAGGCUGGCUUCUGAAGGGGGUGGGGGAAGGGCGCGUCUGAGGCGAUCCGGGCGGGUGUGCUGGGUGGCGUCUCUGGGGGCCACGCUGAGUGAUUCCACCCUCCACCUGUGGUGACUGUGGCCUCCCAGCCAGCUGUGCGGGGGACGGGGCUGGGGGGGGGGGUACAGGAAUCCGUCGGUCAGCACCAAGGACCUGCCAGUUGGGAAGCGGUGAGGCGGGAAAGGGCAUCCAUCGCUCCACCGCUGGAACACCUGUGUGAGGAGUCUGGCAUCUUCGGCGGUGACGAAGCCUCCCGUGGUAAUGACGUAGGUGAACCGUCAGCUUUAUGACAGAAGUAGGUCAAUCUCUUGGUUCUCUUCAGGAAACUUAGGAGAACAGAAAAGGACUCGAAGAACGUGAAGAUGAAGCCGCAAUAAGCCGCCAGCUUGGAAGACCAUUCCGAACCAUUCACUCCGGAGGCUUCGGGAAUUGCAAGAAGGACGCUCUAUGCUUGCUGCUCUUAAGGACUAUAGUCGGGAAAUUUUGUCCUAUGAGUCACUAAGAAGCACAGAUUUACCCUUGACUGGAUCAACCUCUGGGAAAGCCUGUUCCGUUCUAUGUUCUCCCCUGUUAACGGGCAAAGACUGGAGACUCACUGCAGUCAUGGCCUUCACCAAUUACAGCAGUCUCAACCGAGCUCAGCUAACCUUUGAAUAUCUGCACACAAAUUCAACCACUCAUGAAUUCUUGUUUGGUGCUCUUGCUGAACUGGUUGAUAAUGCGAGAGAUGCUGAUGCCACCAGAAUAGACAUUUAUGCUGAAAGGCGGGAUGACCUUCGAGGAGGAUUUAUGCUUUGCUUUUUGGAUGAUGGAGCAGGAAUGGAUCCAAGUGAUGCUGCCAGUGUGAUCCAGUUUGGGAAGUCGGCCAAACGAACUCCUGAGUCCACCCAAAUUGGGCAGUAUGGCAAUGGAUUAAAAUCGGGCUCAAUGCGCAUUGGGAAGGAUUUUAUUCUCUUCACUAAGAAGGAGGACACCAUGACCUGCCUCUUCCUGUCUCGUACCUUUCAUGAGGAAGAAGGCAUUGAUGAAGUGAUAGUCCCAUUGCCUACCUGGAAUGCUCGAACACGGGAACCUGUCACAGACAAUGUGGAGAAGUUUGCCAUUGAGACAGAGCUCGUCUACAAGUACUCUCCCUUCCACACUGAGGAGCAGGUGAUGGCCCAGUUCAUGAAGAUUCCCGGGAAUAGUGGAACACUGGUGAUCAUCUUUAAUCUCAAGCUCAUGGACAAUGGAGAACCAGAACUAGACAUAAUCUCAAAUCCAAAAGACAUCCAGAUGGCAGAGACCUCCCCAGAGGGCACGAAGCCAGAGCGACGCUCCUUCCGAGCCUAUGCUGCUGUGCUCUAUAUUGAUCCACGGAUGAGGAUCUUCAUUCAUGGACACAAGGUGCAGACCAAGAGACUCUCCUGUUGCUUGUAUAAACCCAGAAUGUACAAGUAUACAUCAAGCCGUUUCAAGACUCGGGCAGAACAGGAAGUGAAGAAAGCAGAACAUGUAGCACGGAUUGCUGAAGAGAAGGCCCGUGAGGCAGAGAGCAAAGCUCGGACUUUAGAAGUGCGAAUGGGCGGGGACCUGACACGGGACUCCAGGGUGAUGUUGCGGCAAGUCCAGAAUACAGCCAUCACCCUGCGUAGAGAAGCUGAUGUCAAGAAAAGGAUCAAGGAUGCCAAGCAGCGAGCACUCAAAGAACCCAAGGAACUGAAUUUUGUUUUUGGGGUCAAUAUUGAACACCGGGACCUAGAUGGUAUGUUUAUCUACAAUUGUAGUCGCCUGAUCAAGAUGUAUGAGAAAGUGGGCCCACAGCUGGAAGGGGGCAUGGCAUGUGGUGGGGUUGUUGGGGUUGUUGAUGUGCCCUACUUGGUUCUGGAACCUACACAUAACAAGCAGGACUUCGCUGAUGCUAAGGAGUACCGGCAUCUACUGCGAGCAAUGGGGGAGCACUUGGCACAGUACUGGAAGGACAUCGCCAUUGCCCAGCGUGGAAUCAUCAAGUUUUGGGAUGAGUUUGGCUACCUUUCUGCCAACUGGAACCAACCUCCAUCCAGUGAGCUGCGUUUCAAACGCCGGAGGGCUAUGGAAAUCCCAACUACUAUCCAGUGUGAUCUGUGUCUGAAAUGGAGGACACUCCCCUUCCAGCUGAGUUCAGUAGAAAAAGAUUAUCCUGAUACUUGGAUUUGCUCCAUGAACCCCGAUCCUGAGCAGGACCGCUGUGAAGCUUCUGAACAGAAGCAGAAGGUUCCCUUGGGGACAUUAAAAAAGGACCUAAAGACACAGGAAGAAAAGCAGAAGCAGCUGACAGAGAAAAUUCGCCAGCAACAGGAAAAACUAGAAGCUCUUCAGAAAACCACACCCAUCCGCUCACAAGCUGACCUGAAGAAAUUGCCCUUAGAAGUGACUACCAGACCUUCCACUGAAGAACCUGUACGGAGACCUCAGCGUCCUCGGUCACCCCCUUUACCUGCCGUGAUCAAGAAUGCUCCUAGCAGACCCCCUUCUGUUCAAACUGCUAGACCAACUAGCCAACUCCGAAAGGCUUCGGUUAUCAGCAACCCCCCAAAGCUGCCUGCUACUGCAGCCCGAGGUGAAACUAGUGUAUCCAGGCUGCUCCAGCCAGCUGAGGCACCUCGAAAGCCUGCAAACUCUCCCAUCAAGACUGCACCCCGACCCACCCCUCCUGUGCAGCCCCCGUCACCAUCUCUACUCCCGAACUCCAAGAACCUUCGGGAGAUUCCUGCUCAAAAAGCCAUCAAGACUCCAGUGGUCAAGAAGCUGGAGACACCUGUUAAACAUUCCGUGGUCACCUCAGGGCGGAAGCGGAGUCUUGUAGUCUCUGAUGAGGAAGAGGCUGAAGAAGAAGCUGAAAAGAGGAAAGAAAGAUGCAAGCGAAGCAAGUUUUCUGUGAAGGAGGAAAAGAAGGAGGCAAAUGAGCUCUCAGACAGUGCUGGGGAAGAUGACUCAGCUGAACUCAAGAAGGCUCAGAAAGAUAAAGGGCUGCAUGUAGAGGUACGUGUGAACCGGGAGUGGUACACAGGUCGUGUCACAGCUGUAGAGAUGGGCAAGAAUGUGGUCCGGUGGAAAGUGAAGUUUGACUACGUGCCCACAGACACAACACCAAGAGACCGCUGGGUGGAGAAAGGCAGUGAAGAUGUACGACUGAUGAAGCCACCUUCUCCAGAGCAUCAGAGUCCUGACACGCAGCAAGAAGGUGGAGAGGAGGAGGAGCCUGUAGCCCAACAGGCUUCGGCCUUACCAGAGCCGUCUACCUCUGAUGGUCUAGCCAUUGAGCCUGACACUACUGCCCCAAGUACCAACCAUGAGACUAUUGACCUCCUGGUCCAGAUUCUUCGCAAUUGCUUGCGAUAUUUCUUGCCUCCGAGUUUCCCCAUCUCUAAGAAGGAGCUGAGUGCUAUGAAUUCAGAAGAACUAAUAUCUUUUCCUCUGAAAGAAUACUUCAAGCAGUAUGAGGUGGGACUCCAGAAUCUGUGUCAUUCCUACCAAAGUCGUGCUGACUCACGGGCAAAAGCCUCAGAGGAGAGCUUGCGCACCUCUGAGAGAAAGCUUCGUGAGACAGAAGAAAAGUUACAGAAGUUGAGGACCAACAUUGUAGCACUCCUGCAAAAAGUACAGGAGGACAUAGACAUCAAUACAGAUGACGAGCUGGAUGCCUACAUUGAGGACCUCAUCACCAAAGGGGACUGAGGAGCUGGGAGGCAGAUAAUUCCUCUGCACACCUGCCUCAGCACAGCAGCUUCUGGGGAAGGGGAUUUCAUUAGUGAGUUGGUGGACUUAAUCUUGAUUUGACUCAUGUGGGACAUUUGUGCUUUGGGAAGGAGAUUCCUUGAAUCUUCCUCCCUAAGUUUACAUAAAUAUUUAUUUUUUAAAAGAGAAGAUGUUAAUGCCUGCUGUGAGACUGUUCUUUUGUGUGACUCUUGAGGAAAGGGCACAGAGUCUGAGCCAUUGAGCUCCUGGAACCUCAACAUAGGAUGAAGCAAGCACCAACCUGAAGUUGGAGAGGCUCCGAGGACAGGAAGAUCAACAAUGGGAUAUGAAAAGUAUGUGGCCCCAGAGACUCAGAUCUACAAGACCCACAAGGGGGUGAUCAAAGCAGGUCCAGUAUCAGAACGACUUCCUGUAGCAGAUCUCCUGGUUUCCAGUCGAGGCUAUGUAGGUCUGUAGGCUACCUGAGCAGCUGUCAGAGUCAUCCUGGCUGUGUUACCCAGGCAGCUUGGAGAUGAUUCUUGAUGUUCAAAUUUCCCAACGCACCACCUACACUGUUGCUGAAGGAGCCAUUUCUCAAGUCAACCACACUGUCUAAGCUCAAACGUAGACAGCUCUGACUGGUCAAAUUGCUGGGCUGGAUAGCACUCUGAAUGUUGAACUCCAAAGAUUCUCAGGGUGUGCAGGUGUGAAAGAGCUCUCUGGAGGAGGAGGCUUCCUCAGUGGUGCUAGUUCCUGGAGAGCCUUUGCUGCUGCUUUUCUACUUUGUCCUUUGUGGGCUUCAGAGAGCCCAGCACCUCCCAUACUCUGAAACAGUGAGGAGGAGGAGGAGGAGGAGGAGGACCAUGUGCUUCAGACAACUAUUCAGAACCGGAAAGGCAAGAGUUUCAUCUGAUGGCCAUUGGGAGAAUUCUGGUUCUUGUCCCACCAACUCUUCACUUCUGUUGAAGACCACUGAAGAUAGAACUGUGACUUUGUACUCCUGAUCCAAAACACUUUGGGCUUUGUUUCCUACAUCUACCCACUUGCCAUGGUGUUUGUAGAAGAUGGGGAAUUGGUGAGGACUAUGCACAUGUGGCUAGAAGUGCCUGCUUGGGUUCUAGGCUACCCCAGACUAUCCCAUCUGACAAUUCCUGUUGCCGGAUUGUUUGGGGGGGGGGGGGUAUCAUUCAGAAGUAGUCCUUUUCUCUGGAACAUUCUCCAAUAGAAGGAUUUCCUGUGUUGGUGCACAUAACCCCCAAUCCAACUUUCUGUUGACCCUAUCCAGGCAGUGUGUGGUCCAUUUUUGUCUCUAAACCCACUGUUUAAAGAAAAUUGGUCCUGCAUUUUUACUGGCAGGUAAUACUUCUUUUUUUAACCUACACAUGUAAUCAAAACGUUACCAUAAAUUUCUACUGGUGAGACUCCUUAAGUUCAGUACAUUCUUAUGCGAAAUACAAGAUCUUCCUCUUCACCUGUUACA